Trypanosoma grayi is the source of this 519-nucleotide messenger RNA. Its product is annotated as ATP-binding protein cassette, sub-family E, member 1. Gene Ontology annotation, molecular function: calcium ion binding. The record is from RefSeq and is a predicted model, not a curated record. Bases 1 to 519 code for a protein of 172 amino acids. NCBI's taxonomy places the organism in Eukaryota, Euglenozoa, Kinetoplastea, Trypanosomatida, Trypanosomatidae. The transcript has a single exon. Gene Ontology annotation, cellular component: myosin II complex.
AUGGAGGCGAGGCGAGGGCCACUGUCCCUUACACACGACCAGGUCGCGGAGCUUCAAGAAACCUUUAACCUCUUCGAUCUUGCGGGCGAGGGUGUGAUUGAGAUGCCGAGAGUGAAGGCAUUCAUGCUCAAACUAACACCGGGUUUGACGAAAGAUCUGUAUGCUCGUGUGAUAUCAGAUGCAAAACUGGAGGGUACAGAUGCAAUUAACUUUGCGCAGUUCUUUCUUAUUGUGUCUACAAUAGGUACAGUAUUGCCUCAUUCUGGAAAAUACAAUCUUGACCAACUCAGAGAGGUCUUCGAGGCGUUUGAUCCUCGUCACAAUGGUUAUAUUGAUCUGAACCACUUUAUGCAAAUCAUGCUAGAGGAGGGGGAACCCCUUUCGCAGGUGGAAGGAAAGGAGCUCAUACUGCAUUUGCACCGUUUCGGUUGCUUGCGUAAAGGGGAAGUGAACUACCGUAAGUUUAUGUCCAAGGUGUUCUCAAGUGAUCCGGCAAAGGUUUUUUCUUCUAGUCCUUAA